CAAACGCUAAUCCAUAAUGCUUAUUUAGUUACUGCGAAUAAUUGCGCUCCAUGCAUUAAUGUAACUGUUUGAUAGUUUAUCCCUAGUUUAAAAUAGCUGUGGGAUAAGCUGAUUUAUGUUACCAAAAACUUAUUGCCAGAUUGUCAACUCAUUUCAAUGUUGCCGUUUUUUUUUAAAGUAAAGUUUUAAUAUUUAAAAUUAGAACUAAAAGCCGCCGAGAAUUAUAGUAGAAGUCAAUUUUAUCUCUUGCAUCGACUAUGUUUAUUUUGACUAGAUUCCUUUCUUUACUUAUGUUUAUCAAUGUAUCCGUCGGAAAAGAUUUGGAUAAAACUCCACCAAAACGUCUCAUCAAUGGCCAGAAUGAAGAGCUCUUCGACUUCCCAUCUCUAGCCUCACUUUCGAAAAGGAGAAUUGGAGCUUGGUUUCAUUACUGUUCGGCUGUUUUAGUCUCGCCUACAAAGCUUGUUACUGCUGCCCACUGCGUCCGAAACAAAAAGAUCAUCAAUGUCCGUGUUUCACUUGGGAUGGUCAACUUGUUCGGACCACCAAACGAGUUCGAGCAAGUACUACGUGUCGACAAAUUCGACAUGCAUGACGGAUCAUAUAUCACUAACGACAUUGCCGUCAUCACCAUGGCAACUCCCGCCAAGUUGAAUAAAAACGUGAAGGUGGUGGUACUAGCAGAGAAAGAUUCUAAUUAUGUCAGGGAGAACUGUACUAUAAGUGGCUGGGGAAGAGAACUAAUGUAG
Messenger RNA from Biomphalaria glabrata, 749 nucleotides. RefSeq names its product fibrinolytic enzyme, isozyme C-like. Gene Ontology annotation, biological process: proteolysis. The transcript has 4 exons. Gene Ontology annotation, molecular function: serine-type endopeptidase activity. Bases 258 to 749 code for a protein of 163 amino acids. NCBI's taxonomy places the organism in Eukaryota, Metazoa, Mollusca, Gastropoda, Planorbidae. The record is from RefSeq and is a predicted model, not a curated record.